AUGCAGUGCAAUUUCAAUGCAACUCUGCUGAUCAGCGUGCUGCCUCCUCUGCUGCUGAUAGAGUUUGUUCUGGGUGUCCUCGGGAAUGGUUUGGCUCUCUGGAUCUUCUGCUUCCACCUGAAGCCCUGGAAGAGCAGCACGGUUUUCCUCUUCAACCUGGCACUGACUGACUUCAUGCUCAACUUUGCUCUGCCUUUCCGUGCCGCCUACUACUUCUCAGGUGCCAGCUGGGGCUUUGGAAAUGCGUUCUGCAACAUUUGUCUCUUCAUGUUGGCACUGAACCGCAGUGGAAGUACUAUUUUCCUCAUGGUUAUAGCUGUGGACAGGUACAUGCGUGUGGUGCACCCACAUCAUCCUGUUAACUAUGUGAGUGUCACCAAAGCAGCGUGUGGUGCAGCCGUGCUGUGGCUAUUCACAAUUUCGCUGACGGCUCACACCCUCACUAUACCAUGGAAGAACACAACCUACUGUGAAAGUUUCAUAGUUCAGACUGAGCCCAGUGUUCGACUGACUUGGCAUAAAACUGUAUUUAUUUUUUCCUUCUACAUGCCUCUGGCUGUGAUUCUCUACUGCACCUUCCAGAUUAUUGGGCAUUUGAGAGGGAGGCCGCUGGCCCAGCAUCCACAGACCAAGAGGGCUCUGUGCUUCAUCACAAUAGUGGUGAUGCUCUUCAUCAUUUGCUUCCUCCCGAGCAAUAUCAUACAGCUAUGGAUCUGGUUCAAGACCCAAGAGUUGCCAAAAAACAUUCCUUUAUCUGAGUUUUGUGCCAACCUGGAGGACCUGCAAACAGCCUUUUACAUCACCAUCAUCCUCACCUACCUCAACAGCAUGCUGGAUCCUCUGGUCUACUACUUCUCCAGCCCGGCCUUCAAGAACAUCUGCCGGAGAGCUCUUCACCAGGCCAAGGUCACCGUGGAGAGCAGUGACAGGAAAAUUCGAGAAACGGGCUCCCAGGCCAUCAGCCAGAUGUGA
Molecule: messenger RNA, 972 nt
Organism: Myripristis murdjan (pinecone soldierfish)
Lineage: Eukaryota; Metazoa; Chordata; Actinopteri; Holocentriformes; Holocentridae
Product: hydroxycarboxylic acid receptor 2-like
Exons: 1
Coding region: 1-972 (323 amino acids)
Biological process (GO): G protein-coupled receptor signaling pathway
Cellular component (GO): plasma membrane
Molecular function (GO): G protein-coupled receptor activity
Source: RefSeq, a predicted model, not a curated record